Messenger RNA from Ornithodoros turicata, 717 nucleotides. RefSeq names its product L-sorbose 1-dehydrogenase-like. Bases 1 to 717 code for a protein of 238 amino acids. The transcript has 6 exons. Gene Ontology annotation, molecular function: oxidoreductase activity, acting on CH-OH group of donors; flavin adenine dinucleotide binding. The record is from RefSeq and is a predicted model, not a curated record. Lineage: Eukaryota; Metazoa; Arthropoda; Arachnida; Ixodida; Argasidae.
AUGCUACUCAACACGCUACACCAGAUACGUUUCACAGGCAACAGAGCUACUGGCGUAGAAUACGUUAAACGCCCUUUUCCCGGAACUCGUUUAGCAGAAGCAAGACUCGAGGUGAUCAUCUGUGCAGGCGCCAUUGGCACUCCUCAACUUCUCAUGCUGUCUGGUAUCGGACGGAAAGCUGAGCUACAACGGCUUCAGAUUCCACUGCUCGCAGACCUGCCAGUGGGCGAAAACCUUCAGGACCAUCCUAUUAUCGGAGGAGUAUCAGCAACGAUGUGCGGAAACCAUGGCAUCGACACGAGAAAUCUAUCUAUGGUUACGGACUACAUAAUCAACAGAUCUGGUCCCUUGACUGUUGCGGCUGGUGCGGAAAAUCAAGCAUUCCUCAACAGUGCUUUGGCCUCUUCCGGACUGGAUCGUCCUGACACGCAGGCCUUCCUUGUGUCGCUUUCGCUAGCAACGGAAGAAGGGGAAGUUACAUCCAAGUUCCUAGGCGUCAAGCAAGAAGUGUACGACAGGUACUACAAGCCGAACAGGGACAAGAAUUCCUUCAUGAUCGUCCCAGUAGUUUUGAGACCAGCUUCCAGAGGCCGGGUUACACUGAAAAGCGCACGUUAUACGGACCAUCCCAUCAUUGACCCGAGAUAUUUCUCGGAUCCUCGUGAUCUACAGACUGCUAUUGAAGUUUUACCCAAUGGCAAUGUACUACACGCCUAA